CACAAUCGUAUGAUCCACAUCGUAGUAAAAAUGGUCGGAAUUUGGUUCCUCCUCGCAGCAGUCCUCCAGGUGCAGGCAAGUAUUGUUGGUCGUAUUCCUAGAAACACUAACGAAUAUCAAGUUUUUACUGACUCAAUAACGAAUAGAGAUGCUUAUGGAGAAUGCUAUAAAAGAGGUAUGAUGCUUGCUGUCCCAAAAGAUGAGAGUGCAUAUAAUGGCAUAGUUAAUGCAAUCAAAGCCAAGGGAGCACUGGAUACAAAACGUUUCUGGUUCGGCAUAAGAACAAUCGACGGAGAUAUUAAAACAAUUUAUGGAAGUAACGCUUACUACCGAGCAUUUGCACCUAACCAGCCCAGCGGUGAUGGCGACUGUAUCGGUCUUUCGGUGGAACAUGACUAUGCGUACGACGAUUUCAGCUGUGGGAACAGGGGCAUGUACGUAUGCGAACCCCUAGAUCUUGAUUUUGCUGCACAGCUAUUAAAAUACAAAGUUUUCGAAAUAGAGAAAUCCCGUGAAGAUUCAAUAAAUGAAUGUAAAAAGCAAGGCAUGGUACUUGCCAGAGACUACAAUGCAAAUACCCAUGCCGCCAUUACAAUCAAAAUAUGGUCACUUGUGGCAAGAACGGAGAAUUUUCACAUUGAUGCACUCAAAAGUGGCACAGACAUCGUAUCAAGUGAUGGCACUGUUCAGUGUUUUAAACCAUUUGCAAAGGGCGAAGUUGAUGGACAAGGUGACUGUUUUUAUCUACGGAGGACUAAGGAUUUGCAGUGGGGCGAUCAAAAUUGCGUUAUGACGUUUGGAUAUGUAUGCUACGACGAAUAUGCUACACUUGACUAAGGAAUACAUAUGCCAAAAAGAAAUUGAUCCUACCGAGAAGCCAACCAUGAACCUACUUCAUGACAACCAAUGCUGGUCACCCUAUCUCGGAUGAAAAUAUACAUUGCAUGAAUAAAUAAAUAAAUAAAUAAAUGUG
This is a messenger RNA of Saccoglossus kowalevskii, 973 nucleotides long. Its product is annotated as mini-chromosome maintenance complex-binding protein-like. Lineage: Eukaryota; Metazoa; Hemichordata; Enteropneusta; Harrimaniidae. Gene Ontology annotation, molecular function: chromatin binding. Gene Ontology annotation, biological process: DNA-templated DNA replication. The record is from RefSeq and is a predicted model, not a curated record.